Solanum dulcamara is the source of this 378-nucleotide messenger RNA. RefSeq names its product LIM domain-containing protein WLIM2a-like. The record is from RefSeq and is a predicted model, not a curated record. Gene Ontology annotation, biological process: actin filament bundle assembly. Gene Ontology annotation, molecular function: actin filament binding. The transcript is spliced from 6 exons. Gene Ontology annotation, cellular component: plasma membrane; actin cytoskeleton. Lineage: Eukaryota; Viridiplantae; Streptophyta; Magnoliopsida; Solanales; Solanaceae. Bases 1 to 378 code for a protein of 125 amino acids.
AUGCAGCCUCCCUUGAAGCAUUCUGAAUCAUUGGGGAGGCAAAAUGAACUGAACAGAAGCUCUAGCAAAGUUUCGGCUUUAUUUUCUGGUACACAAGAUAAAUGUGCCGCUUGUAAAAAAACUGUGUACCCAUUGGAGAAGGUUACGGUGGAUGGUGAAAUGUACCACAAGAUAUGCUUUAGGUGCGUCCAUGGAGGUUGUAAACUUACAACAUCAUCCUACGCUGCAUUUGAUGGACGUCUCUAUUGCAAACCUCAUUUCUCUCAAUUGUUCAAAGAAAAAGGUUCAUAUAAUCAUCUCAGCAAAACUGCUUCAAUGAAGAAAAAUGAAAGUUUAAUCAAUAUUGAACAAGAAGGCACACUAUUUCUUCAGCUCUAG